ACUGCAUGCACUGUUUGAAUUUGUUGCCUCAAAUGAAAGAAAGUUGAGAAAUAAUUGAAAUUGAAGAAAAGCUCCAAGUUGGUAUGCUUUCCAUUGUCAUCAAGCAAUAACAAUAAGCGUUCACAGGCAUCCACAUCUCAUAUCUACUUGUGUUGUGUGCCUCUCAUCUUCUCUUCUCUCUCCAAGACAUGGGUUCGGCUUCAAGUCGACUUGGUUCUCGCCCUUCUUCUCCGAGGGUCAACCGCUUCAGUUUAUCAUCUCUUCUAUGUGGCACCUCCACUUCUCGUUCCAUUUGCCAGAUGGAAGAACGUUCAUCUGAAUUUCAGGUUGAUUCAGCAAGAGAAUUUGAUGGUGAAAUUCAGAAAGACAUUGAGGAAUCAUCUUUAUCACGUACAGAAGCUAGAGUUAGCUUUGGUCCCCGUGCUGAAACUUCAACCUCCCCUGAUAUUAGAAAUGAGUUAUACGGUAAUACUACUGGUGAAGGUUCUUCCUUAAAUGUUUCAACAGGUAGUCAGAGAGAGCUCUUGUCUGAACGUAAGGAGCUAGUCCCUCUUUUUAAGGUAAGUGUUGGUCAUAGUGGUCAUGAAUCAUAUAGUGAUAGUAGCAAUGCAGCUAGUACUUCAUUUGUACAACAGCAGUCUUCAGAUCCGGUCUCUGUAAAUGUUUCUGCUAACAAGGAUGCAGUCAAUGAUGUUGAUGAUCCAGUGGUUAGUGGCACCUCUCAAUUCUCUCUUGAGACAACGCUUCCAAGAAGUUCAACCCCUCAAGUGCAUGGGAAUUCAAGUUCUGGUGAAAUUUCUGUUGAGAAUCAAACUAGUUCAUUCAUAUCUAUCCAGAAUUCGUCUUCCAAUCCCGUUGCUCAACUUUCAAACUUAGCAGCAACUUCUCAAGUUCCAGAAGAUGAACUCCGUCGCGAGACAAUACCUUCUGGUUUAGGUAUUCUUGUGUCCAAUCGUGAAAGAGGGCAGGGAAAUGACAGUGUGCUUCAAGUUGAUGUGGUCACUAUAUCUUCCAACAUUUUGUCUGGGAGCAAUGCUGAUGCCAAUGAUCAUGAUGCCAGAAGGAAUGGUAGAAGGUUAUUUUGGGAUGCUUUUUCACGACGUAGUUCUAGAAGGCUUGGUGAUUCUCCAACCAUUGUCUUCUCCACUGGAGGUGCUGAUGAUCCAGGAUCGAUGGAUCGAUGGAUGGUUGAUUUUGGUGGUGAUUUGUCAAAUGAUGGGGUUGGAGGUGCUUCUGGAUAUAUGGGCAGUAGAAUUCACAGAUGGAAUGAACGAAUGCAGCACUCAAGAUCUGAGAUCUGGGAAAGGCUUCGUGGUGGCUUUGAUGAGAUUGGUCGGUGGAAUUCUUCAUGUCCAUUAGGACUCCAUGCAGAUGAUAUGUGCUCAUGUGAGUCUUCCCCAAUGGCUGAGGAGUCUAGCACCAGAGCAAGUAUUUCAAGAAUAGUCAUGCUAGCUGAGGCUCUGUUUGAGGUUUUAGAUGAAAUCCAUCGGCAACCUGUAUCACUUUCUCUAUCCAUGGUCUCGCUCCCUGCACCUGAAUCAAUUGUGGACUCCUUCCCUCUGAAAUCUCACAAAAAGGUUGAUACAGCUGAUGGAGGCAAUGAUACUGAACAAUGUUACAUAUGUCUGGCAGAGUAUGAAGAAGGGGACCAAAUACGAGUUCUUCCUUGCAAUCAUGAAUACCACAUGUCGUGUGUCGAUAAGUGGCUUAAAGAAAUACAUGGUGUAUGUCCUCUUUGUCGUGGCAAUGUUUGUGGAGGGUUCACAGAGUCUUCUGCCCACUCAGAAGUGCCGUCUCAUUGACAUUGUAUAUAGGAAUGUAAAUAUUAAAAUUCAGACUAAACUCCCUCUUGGGUCCUCUAAAGAUACACUUGACAUCAAAUUGGUCUUUCAAAUAUUUGUGUCAUCAAAAUGGUGUAAACUAAUGUCACAUGAGUUUACUGAAAGACUAUUUUGAUGUCACUUAAAUUUUUUCAAGGACUAUUUUGACAUAACAAAUCUUUGAGGUGUAUCUUUGAAUAGCCAAAAGUGAUAAUUAGAAAGUGUUUAGUUCAACUUAUUCUGGAAAAUAAUUGCAUAUUUUUAUUAGCUUUUGGAGAGAACUUCUAGACAAUAAAAGUUUAUUUUUAAAAAAUAAUAUCUUCCCAAACAGACACUAAUAUUAUGUUUUUUUUUUCCAU
This is a messenger RNA of Abrus precatorius (Indian licorice), 2179 nucleotides long. RefSeq lists its product as uncharacterized. The record is from RefSeq and is a predicted model, not a curated record. The coding region runs from base 189 to 1802 and encodes 537 amino acids. Lineage: Eukaryota; Viridiplantae; Streptophyta; Magnoliopsida; Fabales; Fabaceae. The transcript has 6 exons.